Messenger RNA from Xenopus laevis (African clawed frog), 2167 nucleotides. It is a transcript of the gene atg4b.S, whose product is annotated as autophagy related 4B, cysteine peptidase S homeolog. Gene Ontology annotation, biological process: mitophagy; piecemeal microautophagy of the nucleus; protein processing. Bases 352 to 1284 code for a protein of 310 amino acids. Gene Ontology annotation, cellular component: autophagosome; cytoplasm; endoplasmic reticulum. Lineage: Eukaryota; Metazoa; Chordata; Amphibia; Anura; Pipidae. The record is from RefSeq and is a predicted model, not a curated record. The transcript has 13 exons. Gene Ontology annotation, molecular function: cysteine-type peptidase activity; protein-phosphatidylethanolamide deconjugating activity; cysteine-type endopeptidase activity.
CGUACAACAAGAUGUCGUCACCCACCUCCGCCGGAAACAGGCUACUUGUACGGAAACUGGAGAGUCAGAGAAGCUACAGCGAGGUUAUAUAGCGGGAAUUAUAGCCGAAGUAUUUAUCUAUGAGAACUUCUUGAUAAAGCUACGCUCACGUAUGAUACUCUGCGCUUUGCCGAUACUCCUGACUUUCCAGAAACAGCGGAGCCAGUUUGGGUGCUGGGGAGGAAAUACAGUGCAUUGACAGAGAAAGAGCAGCUCCUGAAUGACAUCACAUCCAGGCUCUGGUUCACCUACAGAAGAAACUUUCCAGCAAUAGGGGGCACCGGGCCAACGUCUGACACGGGCUGGGGCUGUAUGCUGCGCUGUGGGCAGAUGAUCUUUGCUCAAGCUUUGCUCUGCAGACAUGUAGGAAGAGACUGGAGAUGGGACAAACAGAAACCUCAAGGAGAAUAUCUAAACAUCCUCACAGCUUUUGUGGACAAAAAAGAUAGUUAUUAUUCCAUCCACCAAAUUGCACAAAUGGGAGUUGGAGAAGGAAAAUACAUUGGCCAGUGGUAUGGUCCAAACACAGUGGCACAAGUCCUGAGGAAACUUGCAGCCUUUGACCAUUGGAGCUCUAUUGCUGUUCAUAUAGCUAUGGAUAACACAGUCGUGAUAGAUGAGAUACGUAGAUUAUGCAGGGCUGGAAAUGGUGAAAACUCUGAUGCUGGGACCGUUUGUAAUGGCUAUACCGGGGCUUCUGACCCCAGCUGUGCUCUAUGGAAGCCUCUUGUGCUGCUCAUACCUCUUCGGCUGGGACUAAGUGAAAUCAAUGAAGCCUAUAUUGAAACACUUAAGCACUGCUUUAUGGUACCUCAAUCCCUGGGGGUUAUUGGAGGUCGACCCAACAGUGCUCAUUACUUCAUAGGAUAUGUAGGGGAUGAGCUGAUCUACCUGGACCCCCACACUACACAGCCGGCAGUGGAGCCCAGUGACUGCAGUUUUAUAGAAGACGAGAGCUUCCACUGUCCGCACCCUCCAUGUCGAAUGCAUGUGUCAGAGAUUGACCCUUCUAUUGCUGUGGGCUUUUUCUGUAGAUCUCAAGAAGACUUUGAGGACUGGUGCCAACAAAUCAAAAAGCUGUCUCUUUCUGGAGGAGCCCUGCCAAUGUUUGAAGUGGUAGAUCAGUUACCUUUACAUUUGUCCAAUCCAGAUGUGCUGAACCUCACACCAGAUUCAUCAGAUGCCGACAGACUUGACAGGUUCUUUGAUUCUGAAGAUGAAGAAUUUGAAAUUUUAUCACUAUGAGAAGAAUAAAAUUACAGAAGGAUUAAGAAUGUGCAUUAUUUUCCACAGCAAGGCAAUUAACUGAGCAGGCACCACUAUGGACUAAAGACUGCUGGAUACUUACACAGUUCCCUGCUCGUGGGGUUGAUGAGGAGUUCUCCAGUUAUAGAUACUUCUGCUGCAUUGAGAAAAUGCGACCUGUGUUUUGGCCCCUUCAGCUAUCUGUCCUGGAUCGAGCUGGGACAUCAAAUAAAGUCAUGCUUUUGUUCUGUUACACUGUUACAUUCCAUAGAUAGGAAACACCACUGCUUACAUCAAUAAUUUGUGACAAGAGCUGGAAAAAAUACACCAGGGAUCAGCAUUAGGAUAUGCCAGGAGAAUCGGGGGAGGAGGCUUCUUUUAGAUGUGUAAAAGUGUGUGAACAAUAACGCAUGUGUUUUGCAGGGCUGUUAAGACAUAUGGCACAAAUGAUGCACUCGGAAUAAAAGAGAGCCCAGGAUGGCCUCUCUAUUGGUAAUGGCAGGUGUGGAAACUCCUGAGAUAUCAGUGUGUUGUUAUUGUAAAGUCAUGUUUUACAGAUGGGCCAACAAGCAGUUGUGUUGCCCUGGUGUCCCCUAUGACCGUGCAAGUUUAUGUAGGCAUACUGGAAUUGUACACAUUGUUUACAAAUGCUUUCACUUCUUUUUUUAAGUGCAAGUCCCCCAAAUACAUUAAAGACAAGGAUGCAUUUGUUUUGCGUUUCCUCUCUUGAAAGCAGCACUAAGUGAUGAAGUGGAUGCCAAAUUAACCACCGAGUAUGUUUUCAGAUAAACAUGGUGUUCAGCAAAACAGCGCUGUGAUUUUAUUUACUCUUGACUUAAAAAUGUUUUCUCUUUACUGACUCAAUAAAAGCAAGUCAUCAAGU